AUGGAAUUCCUCCCACACACAAACUUUACCAUUCCUAUCCCUGACAUCCUCGUGCCACCGAAUGAGGAUGCCGAGGCAUCUACAAAAAUACCUCGUCCUACCAAUACCGAUGCCCCUCAAUCGCACGAUACAGAGAGUCCCCAGCCUGCUGAAGCUGAAGAGCCUGCUGAAGCUGAAGAGCCUGCUGAAGCUGAAGAGCCUGAUGACCCUGAUCCCGUCCAUGUUGUGUCGCCCGAUGCCGAUCAAGAAGCCAACCUCCAACUCGCUCAUCGUCUGGAAUCUGCCCAACAUGUUGAACCCUUAGCGAUAGAACACCCUGAUAUACCACAACCGGCUGCACCAAUAGAAGAAGAGCACCCUGAAGUACCCCAUCCCACCGAGUCAACCGAAUAG
Messenger RNA from Hibiscus syriacus, 393 nucleotides. RefSeq names its product cornifin-A-like. The coding region runs from base 1 to 393 and encodes 130 amino acids. NCBI's taxonomy places the organism in Eukaryota, Viridiplantae, Streptophyta, Magnoliopsida, Malvales, Malvaceae. The record is from RefSeq and is a predicted model, not a curated record. The transcript has a single exon.